Molecule: messenger RNA, 240 nt
Organism: Coccidioides immitis RS
Lineage: Eukaryota; Fungi; Ascomycota; Eurotiomycetes; Onygenales; Onygenaceae
Exons: 3
Coding region: 1-240 (79 amino acids)
Source: RefSeq, a predicted model, not a curated record
AUGAACUUGAACAAGAUUGCCACUGGCUUCCAACAAGAAAUUUGUGCAGUGGUGGCCUUUUAUGUGUGCUUCUACCAUCUGAAUAUGCUACUGGAGAUUCACAAUGUCUUUCAUGUGCAGCUUCUCUGUCCAGCUGCCACAGACCUUUUCCCUAGCCAGCAACAGUCAGAUUGGCAGCCACUAGAGAUCACUACUGAGAAAGAGAAGAAGUAUGAAAUAGAAGAUAUUCUCAAGAAGUAG